CAAAUCUCUCCCGUUUUCCUUCCUUCCUCCCUCCCUCCUCGAGAGCACCUCGCAACCACCGUGCAUCGCCGAUCGCCGGCGGUACAGCCGCCGCGCAGCGGCUCCGGCGGCGCCAAGUAGAUGAUCGAAGCCCUGCCUCCACAAUGUCCUCCCGCCGGAAGUCUCCGUCUUCAAGCCCGCCGGCGGCGGCGGCGGCGGCGGCUCGAGACCUCAAAUCUCGGGUCAUCUCCUGCCUCAACCGCCUCUCCGAUCGCGACACGCUCGCCCUCGCCACCGCCGAGCUCGAGUCCAUCGCCCUCGGCCUCACUAACGACGGCUUCUCCUCCUUCCUCAGCUGCAUCCACAGCACCGACGACGCGUCCCGGUCGCCCGUCCGCCGCCAGUGCGUCAGCAUCCUCGCCCUCCUCUCUCGCUCCCACGGGGACGCCCUGUCCCAGCACCUGCCGAAGAUCGUCUCCAUCAUCACCCGCCGCCUCCGCGACGCCGACUCCGCCGUCAGGUCGGCCUGCGUCGCCGCCGCCGCCGCCGUGGCGGCGGAGAUCACGACGCCCCCGUUCUCGUCGCUGAUGAGGCCCCUGAUGGAGACGCUCACGGCGGAGCAGGACGCGAACUCGCAGAUCGGCGCGGCGAUGUGCAUCGCGGCGGCGGUGGGGGCGGCGCCGGAGCCGGAGGUGGAGGUGCUGAGGAGGGCGUUGCCGAGGGUCGCGAAGUUGUUGAAGAGCGAGGGCUUUAAGGCGAAGGCAGCUGCAAUGGGGAUGAUAGGGAGCAUCGUAGGUGUUAGUGGAGUGUUGAAUAAGGGGAUUUUGGAUUGGCUGGUGCCGUGUGCGCUGGAGUUUUUGAGUAACGAGGAUUGGAAUGCGAGGAAGGCGGCAGCAGAGGCGCUGGGGAGAGUCGCCAACGUGGCGGAGAGGGAGCUGGUGGUGGAACACAAGGCUUCCUGCGUGAAGUGCUUGGAGAGUCGGAGAUUCGACAAGGUUAAAAUUGUUCGGGAAACAAUGAAUCGCACUUUGGAGUCGUGGAAGGAGGUUGCAGAUCUUUGCGAGGACGUCUCGGCCGUUUCCCACCCCCUGUCUGCUCCGUCCGGUAGUGGCAUCGCUGAUUGCCUGCCUGCCUUGUCAAAAAGUUUGCAAGACAUUAGCGUUACAACUCCUGAGCCAAAGAAACAGAUCAACAGGUCGUCUCCGUCGAGUAGUCUGUCGUCUCUGUCCAAAAAGUUCACCAAAAAGGAAAUACCCCUAAAGUACAGUGAUAAAAGUUCUUCCAUCUCAUCUGCUUUGGAUCAGGCGAGAUCAACUGAUUCGAAAGUUCAAAAUACACAGCCACACUUAACCUCCUUCAAGUUGGAUCACGAGCAUGACAAUACGAUAACUGAGAUCAAAGUUUUAGAAACAGGAGAGCGGGAUGAGAAAGAAGACACCAAAGGAAAAGUGAGACGUGCUCUCUUCGGUAAGAUUGCAGAUGACAAAGUUCAGAAGUCUGUGGCUUCUAAAUCUGGUUCUCGUGUGGUACCAUUUGAUGAUCUAAAGGAUUCAGAUUUAAGUGCUGCAGUCAGAGACGAGGAAAUGGAAGACUUAUCAUUGAUCCGAAAACAACUUGCGCAAAUUGAAAAUCAGCAGUCCAGUCUGUUUGACCUUCUUCAGAAUUAUAUUGGAAGGUCUCAAAGUGGGAUGAACUCUCUGGAGACUCGUGUACAUGGUCUAGAGAUGGCAAUAGAGGAGAUUUCAUAUGAUAUAGCAUUAUCUACUGGAAGGUUUCCAAAUGUGGAAAGUGCAGACUACACAUGUUGUAAGUUGCCUGGCGCAGAAUUCUUGAGUUCCAAAUUCUGGAGGAGGGCAGAUGGCCGGUGUUCAACUACAAGAUUAUCUUCUUCUGAUGGUGUCCCAUCGACAACUAUGUUGCAUGGCAUUAGCAAUAAAAGUGCUGAUGCAGAAAAUCAUGAAGUAGGGAGUCAACGGGUACAUAACCAAUACAAUGGAUCAUCUGUUGUAAAUCAGGAAACGGAUGUUCAAAGUAAUUCCAGGGAAAGUUUGGAGUCAUGUUCAUACAAAACAUCAAAGAGGAUGGUCCUAAGCACCGAGAGAAUGCAAUUUCACAUGGCCAGUGGGAUCAAUGGGUCUUCAUCUGGUAGUUUUAGGGCACUGGGAAAUCUACGCAGCAGGUUGUCUGCAUAGUUUUUGGAUGGACUGAUCCAUUUCAAUGUUCAUCAUCACUGCUGAGAGACGACGAUACUCAAUCCUUAACGAAUGACUGCAUCACAAAUGAGAAGCGCCGCAGGCUGACAAUGGUUCUAGAAAUAAGUAUUGCCUAUCAUUUUGAAGUGACAUGAAAGAGGCAACACCUAACUCUGAGGCUGCUCCCAGGAUUAGGAUGAUUGGAAUCAAGACAAACCACCUCGCAGGUGUAAGAUUGACCACGUGAAAAAAGCAGCCUUUGAGUGUGCAGGAUGAAUGAGUUAUUUCAUUUACGGUUCAUUCCAAUAUUAAGUAGAAUCGAUCUGCGCGGAAUGCAAUGCUUCAUCUGUCUAGUUGCUCGCUGACAUUAUGGUAAGCGGAUACCGCGAUGAAUUUAGUGCCAAGAAAUAGAUCGAGUUUUGCUGCA
Molecule: messenger RNA, 2598 nt
Organism: Syzygium oleosum
Lineage: Eukaryota; Viridiplantae; Streptophyta; Magnoliopsida; Myrtales; Myrtaceae
Product: TORTIFOLIA1-like protein 4
Exons: 5
Coding region: 144-2171 (675 amino acids)
Cellular component (GO): microtubule
Molecular function (GO): microtubule binding
Source: RefSeq, a predicted model, not a curated record